AUGGAGCAGUUAUUGAUGGUGUUCUCUGAGGAAACAACGGACAUCCAGAUGACCCACACUCCUCACCGGAGGCGGGGGAUGAUUGGGAGCCAAAUGGAUGGCCGUGGCGAGGCAAGAAGCUACGUAAGGGGAGUGAAAACCCAGGAGCCACCCAGCAAUAAACCCUACAACCGAGAUCUCCUCCCAAAAUGCAUGAGCUCCCUGCUCCGAAUGCACAUCCCCCGGGGUCAGAGACCCAGCAUGGAGGAGCUGGAGGAGGUCACAGGAGUGGAGGGACUGGAGGACAUGAAAGAGUUAAUGAAGAGAUGUUGGCACAAUGACAGCCUGAAAAGACCCACUUUUAAAGACUGCAGCAACAAGACAGAGAAGAUUUUUUCUUCCCACAAGUCCAAAAUCGUGCCGGCUGUGCGUCAGGUGCAGGAUGUGCUGAUGAUGAUGGCCAGUUCUUCCAGGGAUGAGUCCAGACCAUCAGUCAGUGUCCCUACACCUGCUCCGACUGAGAGCUCCCAACUCCACACCUCUCCUCCAUCUUUCCUCGGGGUCUCAGAGCAGUGCCAGACACUUCGCUAUGAGGAUCGUCCAUGCAGAAAAGAGGAAGCUGGGCUCCAGAGAAACGUGAAGCAGACAGAGCAUCAGCAAGGACCUGGUACCCCUCAGCCCUGCAGUGUCAGCAUAGGUCCCAGGCAGGGAGGACCGAAUAAAGAAGGAGAAGGACCCAAUAAAGGAGAAUUUGGCUCCCCCAAGACAACCCCAUCACAGUUGAGACCCCCAGCCAAUCAGCCGAGGCCCUUCUUCCCCACCCAGUCCCAACCACAUCUCCUCGCCCAGGGGCCAGAGCAACACAUGCACCCAUUCUGGCAACAGCCUCAGCAACCUCUCUAUGAGUUCUCAGGUGGCAGCAUAAAUAUCGUUGGGCCUUGCUCGGCAAUACAGAUUGGCCGCAACAACACCAUGAAAGUGACCAAGGUGCGAGUAGAGAAGAAGAAGAAGAAGAAGAAAUAAUGGCUCCUUCAUCUCUGAUCACUAGAUGUGUGUGUGGAGCAUCUCAGCCCUCCCUGCCCCCCGCAGAGAAACCCCCCUUUCUCUGGUACGCACCACUUCCCUCUGCAGGGGCACAAUGAACCUCAGCCCCCCACCGUCCUCUCCCAAUUCCCAGCUCCCCCCUCUCCCCCUGUGGUGGGGGGUUGGGGGGGGAUUCCAGCUCCAGGAGCUGGCAUCUCUGGCCACGGAGGACUUUUGUAGCUGCAGCAUUAAAGCAACAGUGAGACUAACUCAAGCCUGG
Messenger RNA from Chelonoidis abingdonii (Abingdon island giant tortoise), 1282 nucleotides. Lineage: Eukaryota; Metazoa; Chordata; Testudines; Testudinidae. The record is from RefSeq and is a predicted model, not a curated record.